AUGGUUCAAUUCGUAAUCCUUGGCAGAGGACGUCAACACGACACCUCCGACACCCCCGAGCUCUAUUCUGCUACGCUUCAAACCCCCCAGACACGAUUUAUCACCAUGGUAGUUGACAGGCGCCUCGAUAAUAUUCUCCGGAUCCUGCUACAGCCAGGCCAAGCAGAUCCAAACAGCGCAGAUGCUUCACGUGUUUACGCCUCGGCAGCAACAGUACUCGCAACCUUAACCAAUCCACUCAAUGUUUCUUUACUCUCGACCCAGAUAUUGAUUUCGCCUGCUAUAUGGGAGAAUUUUGACGGGCUUAAGGCAGGCCUGCGGGUAUUUGGGGUGUUUCAAUCAGCGACUCUAGGAAAAAUUGAGAAUCAAGACUCCAUAUCUAUAUUGAGUGUCGAGGAAUGGAUUAAUGCUAUAGUUCGGGGGGCAAAUAACAAUGGUAUUCUCAAUUUCUUCUUGGAAAUUGUCCUGCGCUAA
Morchella sextelata is the source of this 474-nucleotide messenger RNA. RefSeq lists its product as uncharacterized. The coding region runs from base 1 to 474 and encodes 157 amino acids. Lineage: Eukaryota; Fungi; Ascomycota; Pezizomycetes; Pezizales; Morchellaceae. The record is from RefSeq and is a predicted model, not a curated record. The transcript is spliced from 2 exons.